Spodoptera frugiperda (fall armyworm) is the source of this 5797-nucleotide messenger RNA. It is a transcript of the gene MBD-R2, whose product is annotated as PHD finger protein 20. The record is from RefSeq and is a predicted model, not a curated record. The coding region runs from base 188 to 4795 and encodes 1535 amino acids. NCBI's taxonomy places the organism in Eukaryota, Metazoa, Arthropoda, Insecta, Lepidoptera, Noctuidae. Gene Ontology annotation, cellular component: NSL complex. Gene Ontology annotation, molecular function: DNA binding. Gene Ontology annotation, biological process: regulation of transcription by RNA polymerase II. The transcript is spliced from 19 exons.
GUGGAAGAGUCUUUACCACUGUCAUGGCGUAAUGCGUAAUGAAUGUCAGUUUGUGUAUUGUAUUUUGGUUAUAAUAAUUUGAGCGAGUUUUGUUAUUUCAAUAUAUACUACUUUAGGAUUUAACAAGCACACGUUGCUUGGGACAAACCUUACGGCAUUAAUACCGUGAUAAAUUGUGGCUAACAGGAUGGCUGUAAAAAAAUGUUGCAUUGACAACUGUAACUCAUGUUCUACAAGAAAGGAGGAUAAAGGUGUAACAUAUCACAAGUUCCCAAAAAACGAUAAUUUACGUGACAUUUGGGUUGCGGUCACACAUUACAAACACACUGGCACAGAGUUGCCGCACUUUGUGUGCUCACGGCAUUUCUGUAAAAAUGAUUUUCAAAGUUACAAGGACUCUAAAUACAAAUUGAAAACAGACGCAGUCCCUUCAAUAUUUCCAUGGGAUUCCGAUACUGACGAAGAAAUGGAAGACAUAAGCGCACCAGUUGAAGGUUUCAGUGCGGACUGUGAAGUUGAGAAUGUUGAUGCGAUUAAGAAGUUUAUAGAAGCACAAGAGAAGGAAUUGCAGGAACAGAAACUUGCUGACUUUAAUAUCAGUGAGAAAAGUAAUGACACAACUGAUAGUACUGUUCCAUGUCAUAGUGAGACUGUGUGCGAGCCUGGCGCUGUGAUGGGCAUGAUACACAGCGAGUCUGAGACUGAUAUAGACAUAUCUAAGAAAAAAGAUGUUGCAUGUAAACAGUUAUUAAGUCCAGUAGACAAAGGUAACAACAGUACUAUGGCCCUCUCAAUAGGAUCAAAAGUCGAAGCAAAGGAUUUUGAAGAGAAAUGGCAUACUGCAGAAAUUAUAGAAGUUGACUAUGAAGAGAUGGAAGUACUCAUACAUUAUGAAAUUGAUAGGAAAAAACACGACGAAUGGAUAAGCGUGAGCAGUCCUCGUCUAAGGCCUGUCAAUGAGGCCUCAGGUACCAGUAGCGGCACAAGUUCAACAGUCACAGUCAAACCUGGGCCCAGUUCAGAAGAGAGUCUCACAGACACACUGCCCAUAUCUUCUCUGAAAGAAGAAUCGAAAGAAAUAAAGACAGAAGAGAAGAUUAAACUGUCUUACGAGGUUGGGGAGCGAUGUCUUGCGAGAUGGCGGGAUAAUAGACGCUUCGUUGCUACUAUUCUGAAAGAUCUGGGGGAUGGCAAUUACGAAAUAGUUUUCGACGACGGUUGCAACUGGACGUGUAAUACGUCUCGGUUGCAUAAGCUGCGGUCGAAACAGGGAAGUGGUACACCAUCGACCUCCCUUUCGUAUGGGCCGGGGCCAUCAAACGCGAACAUACAGACUGCCUUCCACACACACCUUUUUGACCCCACACGGGACUAUCUAGGCUCAAAAAGCGAACGUCGCGAAAUGAAACGCAAAUUAAAUAUAAAAGAAAUAUUUAAUAUAGGACAGAAAAAGUCUCGGAAACAGAAGGGUCCGGAUGAAAAACCUCAUAAAACUGUGGAAAGGAAACCGCGGAUUUUGAAAAAGAGGCGGGAAAGGCCCGUCAAGUUGAAGCUUGAGAGUGAAAUUAAAACGGAACCUAUAACCGAAGUGCCAGCAGUAGAUGCAGUAGCUUCAAUCAUUGGUACUGUAAGUAAAGAAGACACAGCAAAUAUAGAAGUUAAAGAAGAAGAAAAGCUAACCGAAGUAACACCAGACCCGGUACAAGAGGAGAGUAAGAAAGUAGAAGAAGUACAACCGCAACCAGAGCCUUUUGAUGAUAAAAAGAUGGAGACUGAAACAGAAGGCCUGAACUCCACUGAAGAAUCCAUUAAACAGAAUGACAAUGAAGAUGAUCUCAUACAGUUAGAAGAUUUGAAAGGCGAACUAGACCCACAGCCUGGAAAUACAGUUGUGGAAGUGAGUGAUAGUAAUAAACCGGUUUUAGAUGAAGAAGUGAAACUAGAAAAGUUUGAGAAACAAGACGAUGUGAGACACGAGGAAGUUAUAGACAGAAUCAAAGAAGUUAUAAACAAAUUGGAAGAUGGUUUGAGUCAAAUUGAAAAGGUUAACUCACCGAAAGUAGAAGUAGAAUUGAAAGAAGAAAUAUUUUCUCCUGAAGUAAAACCUGCAGAAGUUAAAGAAGAGAGUGACAAGAUAACAGGAGAACAAACAGAGAAAGAUAAGAAGAAACUAGGAAAGGUUAAGAAAGGAAAGAAGUUGAGAUUGUUGCGGGAGAAGAAAGUCAAUAAAAACGUGGAGAAUGUGAAACAUGAAUUAGAAAAGGUGAAAUUACAGAUGUCUGAAAUGCGGAAAGAGAUAUUGAGGCCAGACUUUACACAAAUAACACCGGAGCCCACAAUGCCUGAAACUCUGUUGCCUAAUGAAUGGUGUUGCCGAUGGGUCAAUGGCCAACCUUUAGGUACAGUCAGUGAGAUAGAGUGUGAGGUUAAACAACAGGAGCCUGGUAGCAAGCCGCCUCUACCCAGGAGAAGUGUACAGGUUGAAGACAAGAGAUUACCUGAAGGUUGGACGAAACACAUGGUUCGUAGGAGCUUCGGGAAUUCUGCGGGCAAGUGGGACGUAGUGUUAGUCAGCCCCGACAACCGGCGGUUCCACACGAAGAACGAGAUGCGAACGUAUUUAGAGAAUAAUCCGUCGCUAGUAACCGAAGGAUAUGAACACGUGUUAACGGAUUUUGGCGUGCACCUAAAGUUGGCGCGGCGUAUGGGGUGGAUCACUCACACCGCGGAGGGAGUGCCCUCUGCAGCGCCACUCCCCGCCGGCACUCUCAGCUGUACCUCCCCGCUAUACAAACGGAAGAAACUCUCCCUUAAGAAGAAGAGAGAUGGCAAAGAAAAGAGACCCAAAAUUACCAUCAAAAUGAAGGUGCCAAAGGAUCUCCCACCAUCAGAGGAUCCUGUCUCUUCUUCAAGUUUAUUAAGCGCCAAUGAUAACUCUCCAGCGCCAGAACCUGCCGUAGAGGUUCCUCCUUUGGAAGACGGAUAUGUGUACGUCGGCUCAUUGAAAGUCCAAAUCAUCGAGAAUCUCCUCCGAUGUCCAGCUGAAGGUUGCUACAAAAACUUCCGAAACAACACUCUAAUACAAAUGCAUAUCAAACACUAUCAUAGAGAACUACGGAAGAUGUUGGGCGACACACCGAAAGUUCUAGACCUCGCGUACGCAAGGACCAAGCAGCCCAUUGAGUUAGAGAGCCCUAGAGUUACCAACGACAAGGUCAUCAAAGUGAAGAUACCGAGACCUCCGAAACGGGAGGAACCUAAACAGGAAGUGAAAGAAGUUAAACCUGAAUUGCAAGUGGAUACAACACCAGUUCCUCCAGUCAAGGAGCCUGAGUUGCCAAUACCAAGGAGUCAGGACUCGCCCAAACUUCGCCAGGCUUUGAGCAACAAGCCAGUGAAGAGACCGCGGGUGUUACUGCCCGUUAGAAGACCUGAUCCAGAGCCAGUAUUGCCCGAACCAGUGAACGAGGACGUAGAUGUGGAGAACACUGAGAACAUCGAGCCUGUCAUGGAGAUCCCGCCUUUGGACAUGGCACUGGACUUUGAGAGUGCGAUAUCUACGCACACAGUCACCAAACCUAUCAUUGAGAAGAAGAGAAAGUCUGAGAAGAAACGUAAGACCUUUGCUAUGGCCGCUAAAAGGCCUGCAAGUGAGGAAGAAGAUUGGUUGGGAGCUAAUUCUGACUUUGACACGCGGUCAAGCUUCCCGCGGUCUGGAACGCCCGACUCUAAAGCCGACCUCAAGGUCGCGCCGGUGUCUUCCGAGUCUAAUGAAGAGAAUAAAGACUCUAAUAUGUAUAUGUAUACUGAGAACGGCGAGCGCAUAAAGAUAGUGCACAUGAAGCGCGAGGAGAUAAUCAACUGCCACUGCGGGUUCCGCGAGGAGGACGGGCUCAUGGUGCAGUGCGAGCUCUGUCUCUGCUGGCAGCACGCGCUCUGCCACAACAUACAGAGGGAGUGCGAUGUUCCCGAAAAAUACACAUGCAGCAUAUGCCUAAACCCCCGCCGCGGGCGUAGAUCCCAGCGCUUCCUCCACGACCAGGAUCGCAUGUACGAAGGUUUACUGCCGGGCGGGAAGCCGUGUGAGACGUUACGCCGCUCUCACGAACUCGCCGGCAAUCUACUGCGCAUCGAGGAUGCAUUACAUGCGCUCAGAGUCAAGUACUAUGUUGCUACCAAGAAAGACCAUCCAAAGUUAUACCUAUGGGCCAAGGAUUGGGAGCAGCUUGAGAUUCAGAACACGCAGGAGAAGCUGAACUCUGACUAUUCAGACCUGAACAUUAUGAUCAAUAUGGACAAGGAGAACAAACCUAUUAAGCCGGAAGACGUGAAGGAUAUACAACUGGACCUCAAGACGCCGCCUUCUGAAGAACAGGAUCAGGAAAGGUAUUCACAUAAGGAUGCACAGCUGGGCGCUCAGUCGUUGCUGAGUGGGUUACUGUCGAGUCCGGGCGAUGCUUCACUGGACUUGCCCAUCAGCACAUCUGAGUUGGAACGGCUCGCUAUAUCUGUUCAAGAGCAAGAAGCCCAACGCGCCAUGAUAGUAGCCCCUCAGCCCGAGCCUCCCAUAGAGAACGCGACCUGUCGUCGCCAGCUACUGAAACACUUACAACGCUGCCAGGCACUUAUAGACGCCAGGCUAGACUCCAUCGAGGCGCAGGUUGCAGAACUAGAAUCUCAAGACCCGUCAUUCGAGGACGACGAGACAGCCGAGUACUUCCCGCGCACCAAGCAGACGGUGCAGAUGCUGAUGAGAGAUCUCGAGACCAUGGAGGAGUUGGGAGUCAUCACGUAGAAUUAUACAUCACAAGCAAUUAAUGAAAGGAAGUGUAGUAAUAAGCAUUACAAUAUGAAUUUAUUACACACAGUUGUCUUAUAAGGUUUAGGUCGCAGUACGGUAUUUUCCCAAAGGAGUUUACCUCGAUAUAUCUUUUGAAAUGCCAUUUGCCAUUACCAUGAUCAUUGGUUAUAAACGGCUAAAGCAUCUGCAAUUUUAUCCCUAAGUCCUAACUAAGUUCAAUACAUUGUUCACGGUUUUAAAAUUAGUCGCGGAUAAAUACCGCAAGUACCUAUUCGUGUUGUUGUUUAAUUAAUUCAGUAAUCAAGACAAUCAACUAAUAUUGAAAACCGCUACAGUAUAACCGUAGUGCGGCCUAGACCUUAAUUUUGGACAAAAGCAAGCAAGCAAGUAGUGCCUUGUUUAAAAUGAACUAUAAGUUAUACCACCGACUUUUACACACACAUACUUAUUCAGUAAGUAUACUGAUGACUAUAAUGAUAUUUUGUUCCAUAAGUAAACUUUCACGAUGAGGCAAACAAUAUUGGAAGUUAGGAAGUAAAUGAAAUGUUGACAAACCAUAUUUUAGGGUUUAUGUAAAUUAAAAAAGCUUUAAUGUAUAUCUUAGGUAAGCUAGCUAAUUGCUGUAAACUAUGUAAGCUUAUAUAUUUGGUAAUAGUUGUGCCCGCGGCUUUGCCCACGCGAGAAUAUAUAUUUACGUAACAAUUUUAGGGAUUUCUCACCUUACAUAAUUUGGUCCAGCCAUUCCCAAGUUUUAGUGAGAACAGAAAUUGAUGUAUUAUUUUGUAUAAAAACUAUUGUCUGUAAAUAAAUUACUGCGAAGAAAUUGCCAUAAAUAUAUCUGUUCUAAGUGUUAUUACAAAUACUAAGUCAUAAAUGAAAAUGUUUUCAGAAAGUCUAUAUGCCUGUUGAUAUAAAUAUAAUAUGUAGGUAAUAUUAUAAUAUCUAAUGAUGUUGUAUGUGAUGAUACCAAAAUAGAAAUAAAGGACUGCACAAAUA